Molecule: messenger RNA, 606 nt
Organism: Funneliformis caledonium
Lineage: Eukaryota; Fungi; Glomeromycota; Glomeromycetes; Glomerales; Glomeraceae
Source: the annotation of a GenBank genome assembly
AUGGAAAAAGAUCAAAAUGAUACUAUCAUAGCACCUUUUCAGAGAAGUAAUAAAAGCUCCCUAAGGAUGACACUGCCAGUAGCGAUGAAUGGACCACCAUCAGGAACUACCACAUCUAUACCUAAACCACCAUCUAAUAUACUAUCUUAUGUACAAUUACGACAACUAUACCUAGGAGAUAGGAGGCAAUAUGACGAAGAAAAUAAUGACACAUAUAAAAUGUCUUUCUUUGACAAUGCAAAUGAACUAGAGAGAGGAGAAACCCUAAAAAAUGUUCAACAAUUAGUAGUCUCAAUAUUAUCUAGUAAUCAAUCAUCAAGGCCAUCAAAUUUAAGAGUAAUGACUCUAUCACUUGGAAGUAACUCAAGUAGCAGAGGAAAUAAUACAAUGGAAUAUCAAAAUGUAACUACCAAAAAAACCUCACAGCCAACAACGCUAAUACUCACAUCUCAACUAAUUAUAGUACCAGUAGGAGGAAACAAUGAUAAUGCUUACCUUCAAGUCAUACAAGGACUAGCAGGAUGGCUUCAAGGACAACAAACGAGAAAACAACAAUUGGUAGAUUUGCCAAUAUUUAGAAGAAGAAAUCAGGAUCCAGUAGAGUAG